Vicia faba (fava bean) is the source of this 282-nucleotide messenger RNA. The record is from the annotation of a GenBank genome assembly. NCBI's taxonomy places the organism in Eukaryota, Viridiplantae, Streptophyta, Magnoliopsida, Fabales, Fabaceae.
AUGGAAGGCGGUUUUCUUCCACCUCAGACUACUGGUACCAAUCCUCGCACACAAACAGAAUCAUUGUGUGUCUAUUACCACGACAGUUAUUGCAAAUUUUGGAGUAAGAGUAUUCUCCCCCCUUCUAAUGUCAUCCACUCAACUCCAAAAGAGGAUGCUCAAAAACUUAUGGAUGAAACUGCUGAAGCUAAAGCUUAUCAAGAUGUGAGUUUGAGUUCACUCUUAUCCUUAACUUUGCUUUAUCAGUUUCCUUCUACUGCCUUUUUCUUCUCUGCUAUAUAA